This is a messenger RNA of Diaporthe citri, 1170 nucleotides long. RefSeq lists its product as uncharacterized. The record is from RefSeq and is a predicted model, not a curated record. Gene Ontology annotation, cellular component: mitochondrion. The coding region runs from base 1 to 1170 and encodes 389 amino acids. The transcript has a single exon. Gene Ontology annotation, molecular function: oxidoreductase activity. Lineage: Eukaryota; Fungi; Ascomycota; Sordariomycetes; Diaporthales; Diaporthaceae.
AUGUCGUCGCCGCAACUGCUACCCGGCGGGUUCACCAACAGGGGCUACUGGCUCUCCUCCUUCAAGGAGCCAGGCAAGGUCGUCGACCUGCCGACCCCACAGGCAGGGCCAGGCAGCGCCGUCGUGCAGGUCGUGGCGACGCUGAUCCUCCCCUACGUCGCGAAGGUGCACCGCGGCGAGAUCCCACAGCUCAACCUGGCGCUCCCCCUCGUGCCCAACGCCAACUGUGUGGGCCGCGUGCUCGACGUUGGGCCCGACGCCGCGCGGAUCCGCCCGGGGGAUUGGGUGUGGGUCGACGGGACGGUGCAUGCCCGAGACGACGCCCUCGUCAAGAUCGUGCAGGGCCACCAUGGCGGGGAGGGCCCCGAGGGAAGAAAGUUGAUGCAAGGGGAGUGGCGGGACGGGAGCAUGCAGAAGGUCAUGAAGGCGCCGCUGGAGUCGUGCCACCUCAUCAACAAGGAGUACCUCUUCGGCCAGGAGGGCCACGCGCCCGAGGAGCUCACGCCGAUCAUCCUGUAUAACAUCGCCGGCGGGGCGAUAUUCGAGACGGCCAAGGUGCAGGUCGGCGAGACGGUAGUCAUAGGCCCGGCGACGGGGAGCUUCGGCGGCGCGGCGGUCGAGCUGGCGCUGCUGUCCGGGGUCAGGGUGAUCAUGCUGGGGCGGUCCGAGGGGACGCUCAGGACGAUGAGGGAGAGGCUGGGCAGCCCGGAGAAGCUGCAGUACAUCGCCAUGAGCGGCGACGAGGACAAGGACGCGGAGGCGAUCAGGAGGCUGGCGCCGGGGGGAGUGGACGUCUUCAACGAUUGGACCCCGGGUUGGUUCGAGAAGCCGCUGUACCUCCCUGCCGCGCUGAAGACGCCCAACCCGUGGGCCCGGAUCGUCCUCAGCGGCGCGCCGUACGGCAAGCUCGAGCCCCCGUACAAGACGGCUCUCCAUCUUGACUGGCAGAUCCUGGCACGAUGGGCCAACACGCGGGACACGCUUGUCAGGAUCGUAAAGCUGAUCAACGAUGGUGUUCUGAAGAUAGGCAAGUCUGGCGGGUCCGAGUUCAAGACCUUCGACACAAUAGAAGACGUGGAGGGUGCGAAGGAGCAUGCUGCCGACGGGGGACGAUUCAAGUCUUACACGAUCCUGAAGCCAAACGGAGAAGUGAAACCACCGCUGAAGUAG